This is a messenger RNA of Sinocyclocheilus grahami, 1510 nucleotides long. Its product is annotated as chondroitin sulfate N-acetylgalactosaminyltransferase 2-like. The coding region runs from base 267 to 1277 and encodes 336 amino acids. The transcript has 3 exons. Lineage: Eukaryota; Metazoa; Chordata; Actinopteri; Cypriniformes; Cyprinidae. Gene Ontology annotation, cellular component: Golgi cisterna membrane. The record is from RefSeq and is a predicted model, not a curated record. Gene Ontology annotation, molecular function: glucuronosyl-N-acetylgalactosaminyl-proteoglycan 4-beta-N-acetylgalactosaminyltransferase activity.
GUUAUUUCUCUUAAAAGAGGAAUAUUGUGCAAGCAGGAUGCCAGUUUGUCAACAGUAUAUUCUUCCAUCUCUGAGGAAUCUGAGCAUGUUUAGUGUGUUGUAGUGUGAGAGGAGCAUGAUUACAAGAGAAAUGUGACACUACCGCACUCCCUCCGCUUCACUUGGGAAUGGAUUAAUGUGAAAGACUUCAUCCUUCCUAAAGGUUACAUCUAGUCAGGGUGGGAAUGCAAAACGGUGGCUGGUAAAGAGCACCCUGCCUCUCAGAUAUGCCCAGACGGGGGCUUCCUCUGCAGGGGCGGGCGCGCUGGCUUCUCCUGGGGAUAUUUUUGCUCCUUGUACUGCUGCUGUUUGCUUACCUGCUGGAGUGUACGCCGCCUGCAGAUGUAAGCCAGGUGCUGCCUGGCCUUGGAGGAGAUCCGUAUGGAAAGGAGUAUUAUCAGGCCCUCCUGCAGGAACAGGAAGAGCGACAUCUCAGCCGAGCGGCCAGCCUCAAGAGGCAGAUCGCGCAGCUCAAACAAGAACUCCAGGAGAUGAGUGAGAAACUGAGGGUACUUCAAGAAAAAAAGGAGGGUCCCGGGCCCCAGAGCCUGAUCGAUGGCAGAGAUCAAGAGCCUGGUGACCUCUUGGAGUAUUUGCACUCACAAAUUGACAAGGCGGAGGUGAAUACAGGAGCGAGGCUGCCAAGCGAGUACGCACUGGUGCCCUUCGAGAGCUUCACCACCACAAAAGUGUACCAGCUGGAGAUGGGCCUGACGCGCCACCCUGAGGAGAAGCCUGUGCGGAAGGACCGGAGGGAUGAGCUGGUGGAGGUGAUCGAAGCAGGUUUGGAUAUUAUUAAUAACCCAGAGGAAGAUGACGGACAGGAGGACAACAUCCCCAUGCAGAGGCAGAUGUUCACCGAAAGCCAUUUUUUUGAAGGACUCUACAGGACCGAGAGGGACAAAGGCACACUGUAUGAGCUCUUCUUCGCUAAAGAGAAUUCCCACGAGUACCAUCACGUCACCCUCUUUCGUCCGUUCGGGCCCCUCAUGAAAGUGAGGAGCACGUCUGUAGACACCGCCAGCACCGUCAUUAACAUCAUAGUGCCGCUGUCAGGCCGCACUGAAGCUUUUGUUCAGUUCUUGCACAACUUCAGGGAGGUUUGUAUACAGCAGGACAAGCGGGUGCAUCUCACAGUGGUGUAUUUUGGCCAAGCGGGCUUGCAGGAGGUGAAGGCGUCUCUGAGGAAAAUGUCCAGGUUUGAGCUCUGCAAAUAUUCAGAAAUUUUAGGAGCAUAGCUUGACUUGAAACUUUCUCUGUUUGCCAACAUCCUGAAUGGAGAAACUGAAAGGAAAGGAAUUUGCUGUUUACCCAUCUAAGUGAGGCAGUUGAAAUGUUCUUUUUAAACGUGGUAUUUUUUUUGACUAGCAGGAAAUAUGCUUGCUUUUUCUAAAUGAUUAAGGCAUGUAAUCUGUUUAAGUACACUACCAAGUUUGGGGUCAGUAAGAUUUUUUAUUUAUUUUUAUUAGAA